AAGUUGUCCUCUGCAGCUCCGGGGAAGAGUAGCUCUCCCUGUUCUCUGAGGGAGGCGGGGGUGUGGAGUGGAGAGGCGGGGAGACAGGGCUGCCCGGAUCAGAAACAUCCUGCAGCAUCUCCGCAUCCGGAGGAAAAACACAUUUGUCUGGGCGAACUCCGGUGGAAAAGCGCCCCAGGCUGCCACAGCCUAGAGAUCUUGGGGCUGCAGCCCUCGCGGCCUGCCGAGGGAGCAGGGGGCGCCUGUGGAACUGGCUCCCUGCAGCUCUGCGGCUACACGCGGACCUUGGCUGUGUGCGAGGUGGCGGAGGAGGCUGGCCGGGUGCGAAUCCGUACCCAGCCCCAGCGUUUUCCACCUGCCCAGGACACAGCUCAGCCAUGGGCUACCAGAGGCAGGAGCCUGUCAUCCCGCCGCAGAGAGAUCUAGAUGACAGAGAAACCCUUGUUUCUGAACAUGAGUAUAAAGAGAAAACCUGUCAGUCUGCUGCUCUUUUUAAUGUUGUCAACUCGAUUAUAGGAUCUGGUAUAAUAGGAUUGCCUUAUUCAAUGAAGCAAGCUGGGUUUCCUUUGGGAAUAUUGCUUUUAUUCUGGGUUUCAUAUGUUACAGACUUUUCCCUUGUUUUAUUGAUAAAAGGAGGGGCCCUCUCUGGAACAGACACCUACCAGUCUUUGGUCAAUAAAACCUUUGGCUUUCCAGGGUAUCUGCUCCUCUCUGUUCUUCAGUUUUUGUAUCCUUUUACAGCAAUGAUAAGUUACAAUAUAAUAGCUGGAGAUACUUUGAGCAAAGUUUUUCAAAGAAUCCCAGGAGUUGAUCCUGAAAACGUGUUUAUUGGUCGCCACUUCAUUAUUGGACUUUCCACAGUUACCUUUACUCUGCCUUUAUCCUUGUACCGAAAUAUAGCAAAGCUUGGAAAGGUCUCCCUCAUCUCUACAGGUUUAACAACUCUGAUUCUUGGAAUUGUAAUGGCAAGGGCAAUUUCACUGAGUCCACACAUACCAAAAACAGAAGACGCUUGGGUAUUUGCAAAGCCCAAUGCCAUUCAAGCGGUCGGGGUUAUGUCUUUUGCAUUUAUUUGCCACCAUAACUCCUUCUUAGUUUAUAGUUCUUUAGAAGAACCCACAGUAGCUAAGUGGUCCCGCCUUAUCCAUAUGUCCAUCGUGAUCUCUGUAUUUAUCUGUAUAUUCUUUGCUACAUGUGGAUACUUGACAUUUACUGGCUUCACCCAAGGGGACUUAUUUGAAAAUUACUGCAGAAAUGAUGACCUGGUAACAUUUGGAAGAUUUUGUUAUGGUGUCACUGUCAUUUUGACAUACCCUAUGGAAUGCUUUGUGACAAGAGAGGUAAUUGCCAAUGUGUUUUUUGGUGGGAAUCUUUCGUCGGUUUUCCACAUUGUUGUAACAGUGAUGGUCAUCACUGUAGCCACGCUUGUGUCAUUGAUGAUUGAUUGCCUUGGGAUAGUUUUAGAACUCAAUGGUGUGCUCUGUGCAACUCCCCUCAUUUUUAUCAUUCCAUCAGCCUGUUAUCUGAAACUGUCUGAAGAACCAAGGACACACUCCGAUAAGAUUAUGUCUUGUGUCAUGCUUCCCAUUGGUGCUGUGGUGAUGGUUUUUGGAUUCGUCAUGGCUAUUACAAAUCCUCAAGACUGCACCCACGGGCAGGAAAUGUUCUACUGCUUUCCUGACAAUUUCUCUCUCACAAAUACCUCAGAGUCUCAUGUUCAGCAGACAACACAACUUUCUAUUUUAAAUAUUAGUAUCUUUCAAUGAGUUGACUGCUUUAAAAAAUAGGUAUGUUUUCAUAGACUUUAAAACACAUAACAUUUACACUUGCUUUAGUCUGUAUUUAUAUUAUAUAAAAUUAUUAUUUUGGCUUUUAUCAAGACUUGGCUUUUAUGACUAGUGCAAUAUAAAAGAUAAAGAAAAGAAAAAUUGAAUGUAUUUCACCUUUAACUGGAACAAAAUAAGUGUUUUGUUCUAACGACUGCACUACACUAAUGCUAAUUGAAGAAGGGAGAGUAAAGCCUUUAGCAUUUUCUGCCAUCCCCCUUUUAUUUAAUAUGCAAACCAGUAUAUUGUGCUCCAAAAUAAGUAGGUGAUUGUGGGUUGGAAUUUUGUGGAGAUGUCUUUUGGUGGGGGGUUGUGGGGGGUGGGCAUUUUCUUUGUCCUUAAAAGUCUGUGGAACUGAAGAGAAGGGAAACCCAAAACUAUUGAAAAGAAGACAUAUCUCAAGAACAAAGAGGAGCUCUCCAUUAUAAUUUCAGCAGCAUCCCUUGUUUAAAGGGAAGUGGAUCCCUGGAGAAAUGAGCAAAGACCUCUCCAUGUGAGGAAGCCUGAAUCAUAGACUGGCUGUGAGGAGCAAGGUGUGUAAAGAAUCAAAAUCACCUCCCAUUUUCUGAUGCUGUGGGAAUACAAUGGUAGCGCCAUUCUAAAACAGAAAAAAACAAAACAAAACAAAACAAAACAGUUGUUCUGUGGCAAGAACCUAAGAGAUUGGUGAUAUGGACCUGUUGAAUUUUUAGUGCUGUCAGGAAUGUACAACUGGAAGCUGAACUUUGAAACUAGAAACAUGUAGGAAGAAUCUGGGCUACAGAAGAAGCUUUCUCAGCCCACUGGGGGUUCCUCAGAGAGAUUUCUGGGAGAUCUUGUUGACUGGGUCUUUGGGAGCAGAUAGUGAGAUGGAGUUUAUCAUAACUAAUGGGAGAGAGGGGAAAGCAGGAUUGGUAGGGACAGGUAGAACUGCAAUGCAGGCUGACCUCAACCAAAUCCACAGGGAAGCUGGUGCAUACAUGACCUGUCAGAGUUGUCCCUGUUCAGGGGUAAUAGCCCGGUUUUGAUACUGCUGCCUCCAUCAGUCAUUGAAUGCGAGCAUGUGGAGAAGGAUGAGUUCUUGGGCUAGGCAGCUCUUUGCAGCAGAGCAAACCCUAAAGGAACUGAGAGCUGGAGGUGGUCUACUGAUAGCUUUGUCACCACAUGCUUCCUUACAGGGGUAUCUGGGAGACACAGCUGUGCCCACUACAGAUGCCCUCUGUUUACUGAGGACUGUUAAAUGAUUUUUUAAUGAGGAUUUUGUGUCUUUGUAUCUAUGACAAUCUUUAAAAAGUAACAUGAAAAUUUGGGGCCAUCUGGAUGGCUUCCUUAUAUCAAGUAUCACCUAAGAUUUCCAUUUCAUUUGUAUUCCAAUCAGGUUGUCCAUCUGUGGCACUAUAUUAAUUGUUGCCAAAUAACAAGAAACUAUCACAAGCAGAGUUAAUACAUAUAUGAUGAGUUUGUACAAAUCAAAUGCAAAAAAAAAAUCAUACAGGAAGUGUAUAAAGGGUAGGUUCACAGUAGUUUGAAUAAAGUGGCAAGAGCUGAGUCAUUGUGUGACUCAUAGUGAGAGAGGCCUGUUGAACACAAAGGGAGAUGCAUUUUAGCAGGUAGAACCAUGCUCAGAGUUUUAGUGGUGAUUUGUUUUUUCAAUAAAAUAUUAUCCUUACCACUAAAUUAAUUUAAAUUCUGUUGGGUAACUUUUCUGUAUUUAACUUAUGAAUUUGUUUUUUAUAGUUAAGGGUCAUAGGCUAAGCAGUUUGUGCAUGUUUUUAGAUUGGUGUCUGUUUAGGUAAAAUAUAAUAAAAAUGCUUUCAUUCCAUGUAAGAAAUGAGGAAACGUAAGAAAUUUUCGCCGCAGUCUGUCCUUACAUUGCUCAAGACUGAGAAACACUGACCUACAUAGUUAUUAAAUAAAGUCAUGAGGGAUGAGAUCUCUAAGCAUGUACAAAGAAAAGUAUGUCAAGGAUAACAUAAUUUAGCACGUAACCAUCUCUUAUCUUGUACUUUGGUGUUGCUUCAUACUCUUCAAGUAGAUGAAAGCUGCAAGUAGGAACUGAGCGCAGCAUUAGUACCUAAUAAAUAUGUAUUGGUUUAUUUGUUUUUAAUCAGCUGUAGAACAAGACUGCUUAUGACCCAGUUAUUAGCUGCAUGGAUUACCGACAUCUUUCAAAUUAUAAUUGAAUAAAUCUUCGGAACUCACAUUUAUUUUGCAAGAA
Symphalangus syndactylus (siamang) is the source of this 4023-nucleotide messenger RNA. RefSeq names its product solute carrier family 38 member 11 (gene SLC38A11). The record is from RefSeq and is a predicted model, not a curated record. Gene Ontology annotation, cellular component: membrane. Gene Ontology annotation, molecular function: L-amino acid transmembrane transporter activity. Gene Ontology annotation, biological process: amino acid transmembrane transport. Lineage: Eukaryota; Metazoa; Chordata; Mammalia; Primates; Hylobatidae.